This is a messenger RNA of Copidosoma floridanum, 4150 nucleotides long. It is a transcript of the gene Sec24AB, whose product is annotated as Protein transport protein Sec24AB. Gene Ontology annotation, biological process: endoplasmic reticulum to Golgi vesicle-mediated transport; COPII-coated vesicle cargo loading; intracellular protein transport. Gene Ontology annotation, molecular function: zinc ion binding; SNARE binding. NCBI's taxonomy places the organism in Eukaryota, Metazoa, Arthropoda, Insecta, Hymenoptera, Encyrtidae. Gene Ontology annotation, cellular component: COPII vesicle coat; endoplasmic reticulum exit site. The record is from RefSeq and is a predicted model, not a curated record.
UGCGUAUUUACACGGUAUUCAGGAUUCAAGUUCAAAGGUAAUAAAAUACAUCGUCUUCAACUCCUUGUAUUGAUGAGAGUGUGUGUUUAACUCGGUGAAUUUUUAUGAAGGUAAAGUAUACGAGGGAUCUAAUCUCUUGGAGAGCAGAAGCUUACAGCAGUAACAGCUGAUAAAAGUAAAAGUCGUCAUAAGGGUCUUGUUUUUUAAGCUCAAUGAUUCGACAAACCGCUGACCCUGCAACUACUUCUGCUUCAUUGUCUAAUAUCAAUCAUGUCGCAUCCAUCCAUUUGGAACAGCAACAGCAGAAACAAGCAGCUUGUACUGGCCAGAGUUUACCAAGAAAUGGGCAUUUGUAUUCUACUUUAGUACCAAAUAAUAAUACUGGUUCAGUGCCGAGAAGCAGGCUUACACAUGAAAGGCUGCAGUUGAGUAAUAGAGGAUUACUGCCUAUGAGUUCUCAGAUUGAUGAAGAACUUGUAUCUGACAGUAGCAGAUCAGUUUUUAAGAGUUCACCGCACAUGGUCAGUGGUGACUUGCAGUUUAAUAGCAGUGGGCAAGUAACUAGCAGUGCUAACACAUCUACGUCAAUUAAUAGCUCAUUAAUUGGUCACAGACCACUUAUGUCUAACGAGACGCAGGCUAAUUCAUUAUUGUCCAGCAGUGUAUCAUCAUCAAGUAAUGCUCAUCAUCAGCAGCAGCUCAUGCCAAAUAGUAGCAAUAUAGACCCUUGUGGAUAUUUAUUGAUUAAUGACUUUCCGUUGACAAGUAAUUCUCAGCAAAUUAUUGCACGAACAUCAAAUGCUGGUCCUUCAUUAUUUAGUGGGCAACAGUCAAACAUUAGUUCGUUUAACAACGAAUCUCGAUUCGAUAAUGUACCACUUAUUAGUAAUGCCCUUUUACAAGCUGAUAGACUUGUGAACCGUAGAUCUCAAAUGCCAAGUACUUCUCAACACAUUAAUCAUCCAACAUUGGUUACUCAGCUUGUGAAUAAUAGUGGCCUUGUGUCAAAUAUUAAAUCUCCUGUAAGUAGUGUUAGUUCCCCUCAACAAAUAAAUGCUCUUAAAUAUACUAGUUGUGAUGGGCUAACAGCAACCACGGGGUCCGUAAGUACUAUGUUACUAAAUAUGAAAUCUCCAGUAAGCAGUGCAUCCUUGUCAAACAGUGAAACUAUACAGAUCAGUAAGCAUCAUUUAUUUAGCCCCAGAAGUCCUGCAGGUAGUAUUGGUCUUGGUCAUGAGGCUGACUCUUCUUCAAGACAACCAAUGAACAGUAGUGGACCACCAGUGAAUAUUAGACCUUUGAACAGUAGACAUGCAAUAAAAAAUGGGUCACCAUUAAGUACUAGUAAAUUUUUAGGCACACAAUCAUUGUCGAGUGGUGGAUCUUUAGGGGCAUUUUUACCACAAGCACCAUUAAUAUCAAGCAAAGCACUAAUGUCUGGAAACGCAGCAUCAAUGCCUAAUAGCAUAUCAUCUAUUCCAAGAGGCGAUUCUACUCAUGGUCUGCUAGAUCAGUUUCAAUAUAUCAGCAUUACAGAGGCGUCAUCGCAACAUAGCCAAAAACUAGAGCCUCUACCAAAUUCCAUGGCGCAGAUAAAUAGCUCUCCUCAGACAUACAAUACAACAACGAAUCAGUCGUUAGAUACGAAACCCGCUAAUUAUCUAGCCUCAAGACCCUAUGCUAGUCAAAUAAAUCAUCAGCAAACCACCAGCGUGACGAAGCAGGGCUUCAACAAAAUCUGGGGCAUGGACUCUACCGACAUAAUCCUAUGUAGAAACAUUUUGCCAGCCAAAAAGAUUGAGCCACCGAGAAUAAAGCUCCACCAGGAUCUACUAGACCGAGUUAAUUGUAGCCCAGAUAUCUUCCGUUGCACCUUGACCAAGAUACCAGAAUCGAAUUCUUUGUUACAAAAAGCGCGACUGCCACUGGGUAUCCUCAUCCACCCGUUUAAAGAUCUGAACCACUUGCCGGUCAUUCAGUGCAAUACGAUAGUGCGGUGCAGAUCGUGUCGUACCUACAUAAACCCGUUCGUUUACUUUAUCGACUCGAAGCGCUGGAAGUGCAAUCUUUGCUACAAAGUAAACGAACUGCCGGACGAGUUUCAAUUCGAUCCCGCAACCAAGUCAUACGGUGAUCCGUCGCGUCGUCCAGAAAUUCGCACCAGCACAAUAGAGUUUAUAGCACCGAGCGAGUACAUGUUACGGCCACCUCAGCCUGCCGUCUACAUAAUGGUUUUUGACGUGUCUAGGUUGGCCAUUGAAAGCGGCUACCUUGCUCUUGUGUGCAAUAUUAUAACCGAAGAACUGUCCCGAAUCCCGGGUGACAGCAGGACCCAAAUUGGCAUACUGGCAGUGGAUUCGGCAGUCCAUUUUUUUGGUAUGCCUGACAACGUUUCACAGCCCCAGCACAUGAUCAUGAUGGAUGUAGAGGAUGUUUUUUUGCCCAGUCCAGACAACCUUGUGGUCAACCUAAAGGAGCGUGAGGAGCUGCUGAAGUGCCUGCUCAUACAGCUGCCUCAGAUAUUCAAGGACAGCCACGAAACGAGCUGCGCCCUAGGCGCGGCCCUCCAAGUGGCUUACAAGUUGACAUCGCCAACCGGGGGCCGGGUAAGCGUGUUUCAAACGUGCCUGCCUAACAUAGGCCCGGGAUCGUUGCAGCCGCGAGAGAACCCAAAUGCUCGAGCGGGCAAGGACGUACCCUGGCUCAAUCCUGCCACGGACUUUUACAAGCGACUGGCUUUAGACUGCAGCAUCCAACAAGUAGCCGUCGACUUGUUUCUCCUGAACUGCCAGUACAGCGAUUUGGCGAGCCUAUCGGGCAUUUGCAAGUUUAGCGGCGGUUGCGUCUACAAUGUUCCCCUGUUCCAAGCCUCUAGGUUGCCCCAAGCCGAGCUUCUGGACAGGAUGCUGCGCCGUUACCUUACCCGAAAAAUUGGUUUCGAGGCGGUGAUGAGGGUACGGUGCACCCGAGGCAUCGGCGUGCACACCUUCCACGGUAACUUCUUUGUACGCUCGACGGAUCUUCUGAGUCUGCCAAACAUAAACCCAGAUGCGGGCUUUGGCAUGCAGUUAACCAUCGAUGAGAGCCUGACCGACGCGACAAAUGUCUGCUUCCAGGCCGCUCUCUUGUACACAUCCAGCCGAGGCGAACGCCGUAUACGUGUGCACACCCUCUGCCUACCGACGACGGCUAAUCUGUCGGAGGUCCUUCACUCGGCGGACCAGCAGUGCAUCGUGGGCCUUCUAGCCAAAAUGGCCGUCGAUCGUUCUGUUUCGUCCUCGCUUUCGGACGCCCGUGAGGCCCUCAUUAACGCGGUGGUCGAUUACCUCUCAGCGUACAAGCUGAUCCAGUCCUACCCAGGUGAAGGACUUCUGGCUCCGGACAACCUUAAGCUCCUUCCCAUGUACAUAAUCGCCCUGCUGAAGAGCCGUGCUUUUAGAUUUGGGAUCAGCACGAGGGUGGACGACCGUUUCUACGCCAUGUGCCAGCUCAAGACCCUGCCCCUCGGACAGCUUGUGCAAUUCGUCUACCCAGAUCUCUAUGCCAUCCAUGAUUUUGUAUUUGAUCGCCGGAUAACUCAGACGGAAGACGGCCAGCUGUAUUCGGCCCCGGACAAGCUUCACCUCUCGGCCGAGAAACUCGACUCACGAGGAGCAUUCCUGCUAGAUCACUGCGACCAGAUCCUCAUUUAUGUCAGCAAAAACGUUAACCCAUCGUUCUGUUUCAAUGUGCUCGGUGUACCAAGCUUUGCUGCCAUUCCCGAAGAGAUGUGCGGUCUACCAGAGCUGUCAAACCCAGAGUCCGAGAGAUUGAGGGCCUUUGUUGCCACACUACAGGAUGAGAAGCCCUAUUUUGCUACACUUCGAGUCAUUAGAGACGACGGACAUUUAAGGACCGAGUUCACUGAGCGACUUAUCGAGGAUAGAUUUGAAAACGCGCUCAGCUACUACGAAUUCCUUCAGCAUGUUAAAACACAAGUUAAAUAAUGACGCAAUAAUACGGCCAGAGGAUAAAUUAUCAUAAAUUUGUUAAAAUAUUUUACAAUAAUAUAGGCGAUGAUGAUGAUAAUGAUAAAUAAUAACAGUAAAUUUUGUUAUAUUGGUAUAAAAAAAUAGAUAUACCUUAUUAAUAACUUGUAUAAAAGGACAUC